AUGGAUCAAAACAACUGGAUAUAAAAGUCUUCUGUUUAAGAAUUUGGAAUAGACAAGAGUGUUUAGCAGCAACAAUAACAAGGAUAACCGCCAGCCUCUUUGAUUCGAAGAGUGUCUAAACGUAAUGUUGCAAUCAGGCCCACUCAGGAGACAGGAAUGGCUCAAAUAUAUGAAACAUUUCACCCAGAACAAAAAGCAUAGACCCUUGAUGAUAUCAAAUUCAUCAUAAAAUGCUUCUAAAGUCAUUUUGUAUUUAGCUCAAUGACUGAUACAUAAUUGUAAUACAUUAUGUUAUUCUUAGAACACAAUUAGCACACAGUAUGUUCUAUUGCAAAUUGCAAACAGGAGAAGCAAUUAUCAAAUAAGGGGAUGGAGCUAGCUCUUUCUUCAUAAUUUAGAAGGGAAAAAUAAAUGUCUUGGUGGAUAAUGUACCACGUAAAGAAUUGACAACCGGAUUUGGGUUUGGUGAAUUGGCAUUAUUAUAUAAUGCACCAAGGUCAGCCACAUGCAUGGCAGUGGAAGAGUGCUAUCUAUGGGGAAUUGACAGACACACUUUUAGAAAGAGCAUAGAGACCAUUAUGAGGAGUGAGUAAGAGAAGAAUAGAAAAUAUUUGGAGAGUGUUAAAUUUUUUAGUAUUUAUAUCAGAUAAAUAAAUAGAUUAAUUAACAAGAGAGUAGAAGGAUGCCGUAGCAGGAGUGCUCAUAUCCUAAAAAUUUAAUUAGGGAGAAAUCAUAGUGAAUGAAGGAGAUUAGGCUAGUUCAUUUUACAUCAUAGUGGAGGGUUAAUGCGGAGUUUUCAACAAGGAUGGUUAAUAAAUAGCAGUUUUGAAUCCAAGUGAUUCUUUUGGGGAGUCAGCACUCAAGCAUGAGAAUUAGGUGAGAAUGAUGACCAUUAAAUCCAUCCAAAAAGAUACGAAAGUGUUGGCAUUGGGAAAAGAUAUGAUCUAAUAGAUCUUAGGUGAUUAAGUACAAUCCAUCAUCUACAAAAAUAUAUGCAAAUGGGCCUUGAAUUCAUCUAAGUUAUUCAGCAAGACUCAAUCUGCAUAUCAAGAUAAAUUGCUUGAAGGAGUGUAAAUUAAGAAAUUGCCUGCAAAUUCUAAAGUAAUUACAAAGGGAGACAAAGUUGGACAACUAGUCAUCCUUCUUGAUGUUGAUGCACUAGAUGACACCAAUGCUAAAGCUCUAAAGGGAUCCAUUCUAGUCGAAGAUACAUUACAAGAUAAGCUCUAAGGCACUUCUCAUGGCAAAACAUACACAAUUGAAGCCGAAGGACAUGUCGCCAUUAUUGAUUAUGAAUCAUUCAGAAAGGCACAAGGCAGCGUCGAGAAGAUUUAAUAAGGAAAGGCUUAGUAAUCAGAAAAGGUAAAUGCAUAUGAAGAGUAAAUCAAAAGUCAACCAUUCAAAAAUUUAAUAUACCUUAAUAAAUUAGGUUCUGGUUAAUUUGGUUCUGUGUACCUUUGCAAAUUUAAGGAAUUGGAGACUCUGUUUGCUCUCAAGUAUGUUACAAGAGCACAUGUGUAAUAAUUUGGAAUUCAAAAACACAUUUAAUAGGAGAAGGCUGUCUUGGAAUUGAUGGAUCAUCCAUUCAUUCUUAAAUUUUAUAGAUCCUACAAAGACAAUGAAAAUAUCUAUUUCUUGACUGAGUACAUUCCAGGAAUGGAGUUGUUCGAUGCCAUCAGAGUUAUUGGUAAUUUUAUUGAAAUUAUGAUAAUAUAGGAUUAUUGAGUAAGUAUGAUGCACAAUUCUAUGCUGCUCAAAUGUUGUUGUAGAUGGAAUACUUGCAUACAUAACACAACAUUGUUUACAGAGAUAUCAAGCCAGAAAACAUUAUGGUGGAUGAUAAGGGAUUCUUGAAGUUAAUUGAUAUGGGCACAGCUAAGUCAUUUAAGAAUCAAUGUAAGGAUAUUGUUCAUAACCAUUGUAGAAUCAUCGAAGACAUUCACAAUUAUUGGAACACCUCAUUACAUGGCACCAGAAGUAAUUUCAGGAAAAGGUUAUGGCUACUUUGCAGAUCUGUGGAGUGUGGGAGUUUGUGUUUACGAGUUCAUUUGUGGUGGAUUGCCAUUUGGUGAAGAGGCAGAAGAUCCCUUUGAAAUCUACAAGGAAAUCAUCAAGAAACCUAUCAGCUAUCCUCAUUUUAUGUCUGAUAAAUCAGCCAAGCCUUUCAUUGAAUAAUUGAUGAAUAAGAUCCCUGAAGUGAGAUUAGGAGGAUCCUACACUACUUUGAAAUCUCAUGCUUGGUUCAAAGAUUUUGAUUGGGUAAUCAUUGAUCUUUUAACCGUUUCUAGGAAAAGUUAUUGACCAAAUCACUGAAGGCUCCCUUAAUGCCAGGAAAGGACAAGAUUAUGACUCCAGCCUAAAUUCAGACUGCCUAACAACGUGGGGUCUAAGUCCAUGAUCAAAUUUAAAAGGAUACUUCUGGGUAGAAGAAGGUAUUGGCUAGUGCAAAGGAUGCAGAAUGGGAUAGUGUUUUUUGAUUAGGCUUUGAUAUUAUAAUAA
Paramecium octaurelia is the source of this 2499-nucleotide messenger RNA. NCBI's taxonomy places the organism in Eukaryota, Ciliophora, Oligohymenophorea, Peniculida, Parameciidae. The record is from the annotation of a GenBank genome assembly.